UAUAAGUGAUCACUCCAAUUUACACCUACCUAUAUUGUAGUUAUAUAAAGCGUUCACAGGCAGAUUUGCUUUAUGUAUUUCCCUGGCGUCGAAAUCAGGCACAUAUAAAUGUCAGGAAACACGACUCUUGGCUGCAUGCCAAUAUCCAUUGAUUAAGUUUCUUUGACAAGUUGUAAGGAACACUUUCGAGCCCAACCAUUAGUGUUAUCGUUUGUUUUCCUCGUGUUUCUGCAGUUUUCCCUGUUAAAUCCAGUCAUGCAGCAGCUUCUUUUGCCACUCAGUCCAGCUGAGGGAGCGCGUUCCGGUGGGAAAGUGACGUCAAUGCAUACCCUCUAUUCAGAAUGCCACAGAUUCUGUCCACAAGCACUGUUGAAAAUCCUGAUUAAUUUAAAUCAUUGGGGUAAGCUAUAGUCUGCUUUUCAUGCAGUGUAGUUUCAUAAUAAAGAAAUGAUGCAGUUGAGCAGUAGCACUGAGGAGUAAUGUGUGAUUUGUUUCUUUGACAUAUUUAUAAGCUCUUCCUUUGGUUUUGGAGAUGUUUGGCAUGGCACUAAAGGUCUCAAUGCACAGAACUACCUCAAGGAAUCAUUUAGCAUGUAGCCAACUAUAUGCUUCAGGUGGUUUUGUGUUUUGUAAUGUACUGUCUGUGAGGGUUUUUUUCUUUUUUUCUUUUAUCUGUCCAUUUGCUACUGAUCAGUUCCCCUUGAUUUUUAAGGAAAAUGUAAUCCAGGACCCCCUUUUCAGGUCAGACUGAGUAAGUAUAAUUAUUUUGGAUUUGUAAAUUUGUUCACUGUUGAUGGGUAGAGAUUUGGUUAAAAGCAAAAGACAUUGCUUUCCUGAUCACUGUCAACUAGUUUUUUACCUGCUAAGUUAAGUUUCGUCCUCGUUUUCUAAAUCAUUACUCAUUUUACAGGGAAAACUGAGUUUUGUUUUGUUGAAGUUGCCUAUUAUAUGUCUGUUUUAGGGUUUUUUUCUUUCCAGUAGUGCAGCACAAAGUGAUUUGCCUUUUCUUUUUGUCCUAUUUGAAAAUAAUAAAAGCUGAAAUAAAACCAAAUGAGCUGUGUAUUCUUUGGUCAUAUUUUAUAUAUAGGGCUGGUUUUACAGACAGGGAAAUUAAAUUAGGACAAUUAAGUAGCUUUUAUAAACAUAACUUUAAAAAAAAUCAUUUACUGGUGUACAUCUGGAGACAAAACAAUGGCACUGACACAUUUUAAGAUAUAUCAGUGCAAGUUUGAGCCGUUUUAACUGAAACAUGCUUUUUAUUUUAGGACUAGCUUAAGCCUUGUCUGUGAAACCAGGCAAUUGAUUCUUUGUAACACCAAUUACAAACAAAUGAACAAUAAUAGCAAGCAUAUUCAUUAAAGCAUCAAAAAGAAGAGAGCACAGAAGAAAAGAUUUCAUAAAGAAAAAGAGAAGCUUCCAGCAUAUAUGAUCUUUAAAUAACUUUUUAGGGUAAAUAAUAAUGUGCUUUAAAUGAAAGAUGAAUGAUGUCAGUGCUUGAAAUAAACUUUACAUUUACAUUACUUUAAAUAAACAAACAUUUACUCUACAAGUUAUAUAUUGUACUUUCAGUAGUAACACAACAGGAUUUUGUAUUUCAUUACUCACCACACUGAAACACAAAUACAGACAUAUAUAUGUGUGUGUCUGCUGAACUUCCUGUGCUUGGGUGGAGCUCUGCUGAGAUGAAAAGAGAAGAGUCCUAGUAGCAGGUGAAGCAGAAUCAACGACUUGAGGAGAGAUGUGAAACUUGUCAUGGAUAUUUUAAAAAUUUAAUAAGCGCACUAUGACACCCUGCUUAUUUCUCUGGAUUUUAUUGGAGCAAACUUUAGCAUCUCAAAAUUUUCAUUACGUCCAAAAGCUUGAGGGUGAAUCAGUGGACAUAUUUUGUGUUGCAAAAGCAAGUAAAUCACACCCAUCGCUUCUGUACCUGCGACGAAGAUUUGCUCAUUCAGAAAGUGUUUUGAACAUCUCUGAAGAUGAAAUGAGAGCAGAUCCAGAAACUGAGGGACGUAUCAAGAUCUCCAGACAGCCGAAUUUUCUCAAGACAGCCGAAAUUACUGUGACGCUUUCUGAUUUAAGACGCACAGACACGGGGCUUUAUGUCUGUGAUUUCUCGGGAAAUCCAUCAGAUCAGCACUCGACGAACACAGCCCUUUUUCUGCUUGUGAAUGCGGCAGGUGAGCCGUGCUCCUGUAUGAGGUAUUCUCUGCUCAUCUACUCCAUCUCAGCAGGAGUGAGUCUGCUCCUACUCACAGCCAUCGCUCUCUUUUUGACGCAUAAAAAGCCUGAUACUCAGCAAGAGCAUCAAACUACAGUUCCGAUUUAUGAAGACAUGUCAAGUGUGCGAGGACGCAGUGAAAACCAUCAUCAGAUCUGUCCAACAGAGCCUGAAACAUCUGCUCCAGCCUGGACCAAAUCCAAUAAAAAGACAAUGCUGGGGAAACUGUAGAUUCCCUGGCAAAACUAUACAACCCCAAGGACAGAUCAUGUGGCAUCAACAUCAGAAAAAAUUAACAUUUCAGCUUGUAACGUGAUAUUCUGAUCCAUUUACAACUACACAGUUUGUGUAUUAAAAAUGUCUAAAAGCAAUAUGGCUUUUCCCCCCCCAAGAAAUACUAUCAAUUUGUAGUUUUUCUGUAGUUUACUGUCCUGUGAUGACAAAUAAAUAAAGAAUAAAGAUUAUGUUAUCUCAAUUAAUGUAUGCAUAAUUAACUGCCACAGCAAUUAUGCAAAUUACUAUUUAGACAAAGUAUAAAAAAUAAUUACUAAAUAACUACAACCCAAAAAUAAUAGCUACAACAGAAAAGUUGGGAUGUUUUUUAAAUUUGAAU
Megalobrama amblycephala (Wuchang bream) is the source of this 2831-nucleotide messenger RNA. RefSeq lists its product as uncharacterized. The coding region runs from base 1784 to 2449 and encodes 221 amino acids. The record is from RefSeq and is a predicted model, not a curated record. The transcript has 4 exons. Gene Ontology annotation, biological process: adaptive immune response. Gene Ontology annotation, cellular component: membrane. Gene Ontology annotation, molecular function: signaling receptor activity. NCBI's taxonomy places the organism in Eukaryota, Metazoa, Chordata, Actinopteri, Cypriniformes, Xenocyprididae.